This is a messenger RNA of Lottia gigantea (owl limpet), 702 nucleotides long. RefSeq lists its product as hypothetical. The record is from RefSeq and is a predicted model, not a curated record. NCBI's taxonomy places the organism in Eukaryota, Metazoa, Mollusca, Gastropoda, Lottiidae. The transcript has a single exon. The annotation marks the transcript as partial.
UGUAUAUUAUUACCUACAGAUAGUAGAUUGUUCUGUUUUUAUUCUGUAUUUAUGUUUAUAUGUAUAUUAUUACCUACAGAUAGUAGAUUGUUCUGUUUUUAUUCUGUAUGUAUAUUAUUACCUACAGAUAGUAGAUUGUUCUGUUUUUAUUCUGUAUUUAUGUUUAUAUGUAUAUUAUUACCUACAGAUAGUAGAUUGUUCUGUUUUUAUUCUGUAUGUAUAUUAUUACCUACAGAUAGUAGAUUGUUCUGUUUUUAUUCUGUAUUUAUGUUUAUAUGUAUAUUAUUACCUACAGAUAGUAGAUUGUUCUGUUUUUAUUCUGUAUUUAUGUUUAUAUGUAUAUUAUUACCUACAGAUAGUAGAUUGUUCUGUUUUUAUUCUGCAUGUAUAUUAUUACCUACAGAUAGUAGAUUGUUCUGUUUUUAUUCUGUAUGUAUAUUAUUACCUACAGAUAGUAGAUUGUUCUGUUUUUAUUCUGUAUUUAUGUUUAUAUGUAUAUUAUUACCUACAGAUAGUAGAUUGUUCUGUUUUUAUUCUGUAUUUAUGUUUAUAUGUAUAUUAUUACCUACAGAUAGUAGAUUGUUCUGUUUUUAUUCUGUAUGUAUAUUAUUACCUACAGAUAGUAGAUUGUUCUGUUUUUAUUCUGUAUUUAUGUUUAUAUGUAUAUUAUUACCUACAGAUAGUAGAUUGUUCUGUUUUUAA